GAUUAAAACUGUUGGAACCAACAGUUGGGAAUAUUCAAUAAUGAAAAAAAAAAACUGUCACAAUACAAGUUCACAUCAUCCGCAAAAUGGUUAUAACCAAACCAAAAGAUUUAGCGAAUGCUAGCCAAGAUGAAGUUAAGACGUUCAUCGAGUCAUUUGAUAAUAUCUACUUCGAUUGUGAUGGUGUGUUGAUGCAUGGUGUUAAUUUGAUACCUGGCGUGUCUGACACGGUCAAAAUUUUACGCGAUUUAAAUAAAAAUAUGAAAAUAAUUACUAACAACACGUUUCGCUCGAGUGCUCAAUGGAACGAGCUGUUAAUGCAGAAUAGGAUGAACUUCUGCUACGAUGAUAUCGUUUCUCCCACCAAAGUUGUGAUUGAUUACUUAAAAAAGUUGAAUUUCAAUAAAAAAAUCUACGUGCUGGGAACGAAGAUAUUCAAGGAAGCGCUCAUCGAGGCCGGCUUUGAUAUUCUGGAAUUCGAUGGAGAAAUGAUCUUUGAUAUCGAUGCAUGUUUGGAUAACAUCACGGACAAUUUGGAUGUCGGUGCGGUUAUAGUGGAAUUCGAUUUCAACCUCAACUACUCUAAGCUACUGAAGGCCACUAUGCUACUCAAUCGACACGAUGUUCACUUCCUGUGCUGCGGCUUGGAUAAGAAGUACUACAUCAAGAACAAGAUGAACGUCUUAGGUUCGUUUUAUUGCAUCAAUGGCUUGGAAACAGUAACUAAUAGAAAACCGUUGGUAUGCGGUAAACCGGGGCCGCUGCUUCAAAGCUUUCUUGCUAGUAACAUUGGAUUCGACCCAGCACGCACUUUGUUUGUCGGAGAUUCUAUGGACAGUGACAUAAAAUUCGCUCAGUUCUGCGGAUUCCAGCAGCUCCUUGUUUUUACUGGCAUCACGAAAACAAGUGAUCUGGAGAAAGGUUUUUACAGCGAGUUGCCUAAAUAUUGCAUGGACUCUUUAGGCCAUUUACACAAACUCAUUGAAAGUAUAAAGUGAGUUUAUUUGAAAACUAUUUAAAUAUUUCAUAUUUGUUAUA
This is a messenger RNA of Nicrophorus vespilloides, 1038 nucleotides long. Its product is annotated as phosphoglycolate phosphatase 2-like. Gene Ontology annotation, molecular function: phosphatase activity. Lineage: Eukaryota; Metazoa; Arthropoda; Insecta; Coleoptera; Silphidae. Gene Ontology annotation, cellular component: cytoplasm. The transcript has 6 exons. The record is from RefSeq and is a predicted model, not a curated record. The coding region runs from base 87 to 998 and encodes 303 amino acids.